Molecule: messenger RNA, 2031 nt
Organism: Colletotrichum costaricense
Lineage: Eukaryota; Fungi; Ascomycota; Sordariomycetes; Glomerellales; Glomerellaceae
Exons: 3
Coding region: 1-2031 (676 amino acids)
Biological process (GO): regulation of DNA-templated transcription; DNA-templated transcription
Molecular function (GO): zinc ion binding; DNA binding; DNA-binding transcription factor activity, RNA polymerase II-specific
Source: RefSeq, a predicted model, not a curated record
AUGAUGGCCGCAACUGAAAGAAUCCCGACCGAGGAGCCUCCAGUUGCCGACUCCGCUCCGGCGCCGAAACGGCGAAAGCUGCGCAAGGGGACGCAGAGCUGUUGGGAAUGCAAGCGACGCAAAGCCCGCUGUACAUUCUCGCCCUCCACGCAGGAUAUCUGUGAUGGCUGUAAGCGUCGCGGAAGUGAUUGUGUCAGUCAAGAUGUCGCUGAUCUGCCUCCACCUCCUGGCAGCAACAAGCACAUCGUAGACAGACUUGGCCAAGUUGAGGCGCUGAAUCUCGAAAUCAAGAUGCUCGAGCUGAAAAAACGGUGGAGCGUCUCGCCUGCGCGCUCCGUAGCGGAGCGACUAGCCCAUCCAACUCUCGCUGCAUCGUCCACACAAGCAGACGAAAUCAUCUCCACGCAGCUUCUCGCUGCAUGGCCAAGUCCGGAAGACAUGGCCAUCAUCUUGGCGAUUCCGGUGGAAACUUCGCAAAUUAUUCGAGCUGUCAUAUGCACUAGAAUAAGCCCCAACCCAUCCACCCUUCCGCUCUCCGCGGCUUUACUACAACUACCGCCCACUGGGUCACAUCCGGUGCUCAUCGCGAGGAGUCUAUUGAUCUUAGCCUCGUUCCUCCAGGGUAUGCCAUAUUCCGCGUCCCAUCACCUAGAGAAGCUCAGCACCAGCUGGUACAACAUGAUGUCACGAGCGGUAAAGACGGCCCACGACUUGGUCACAUGCAAGGAUGAUCUAGUCAAUUCUCUGGAAGGCAUUGAAUGCAUCAUGCUGGAGGGCCUCUAUGAGAACUACGCUGGCAAUCUGCGUUUUUCAUGGCUCGCCGCACGCCGGGGAGUCGCAAUUGCGCAGAUGCUCGGCCUCAGUCGGGGCAUCAAGCCGCGCUCCCUCGUCGGCUCGAUCAUUGAACCGAAUGAUCUCUGGUUCCGUCUCGUACAGUUCGAUCGCUACCUUUCCCUCAUGUUGGGCUUGCCGCAGAGCGCACUCGAGGACGUCUACGCUCGCCCAGAUACAUUGGAAGGAUGUCUUCCAUUAGAUCGGUUUCUUCGCCUCUGCACUGUCGCUUGCGGACGCUUACUGCAACGGGAUCCUUCGGAGGUAUUUGACUACGAAAAGGCCCAAAAUAUUGACAAGUUACUGCAAGAAGCCUCAACCGUAAUGCCAGCACAGUGGUGGGUCGCUCCGACCCUCGCCUCGGAGAAGGGCCAUCUGGAGAAGAUUCGGGAAACGUUACGGUUCAACGACCACUUUAUGUACUAUCAUCUCCUUCUCCAGCUCCAUUUCCCCAACAUCUUACACCCAAUAUCAGAGCACGACAGAGCGACAGCCGUGACGGCAAGCCGGGAGAUCCUUUCUAGAUUCUUGUCCUUUCGCGCGACUAGACCGGCGCGAUUCUAUUGCCGAGGUGUUGACCUCAUAGCAUUUCUAUCGUGUACCUCAUUGUGUCUAGCGCACAUUUGCAACGCCCCUCAAGAUACGACGGACGGAAGGAGUUCCUACUUCUCUGCACAUCAACGCCUCAGCGAUCGGGGCAUGGUGGAGCAGGCUCUGGUCGUCAUGCAGAAACUUGUGGAUCAGUAUAACGAUGAGAUCGCUACGAGAGUCGCUACACUUCUCAAACACCUCUUGCGCAUCCAAAACGACAUAACAUUGGGAGUGAGAUACAAGGUCGCAUUUUCGCCAGAAACAUUCCUGGAUGACGAUCUUGGGUACCGAGUGAAGCUGACGGAUCAAGACACUGUCCUCAACAUCUGUCUACCGCACUUUUGGGUCAUCAGGAUUGAACGGUUGUCUGAUGGGAUGUUGAUACCGACCGGAUCGAAUUCGCAACCUCUGUACCAUCGUCUUCCUCAAGAUGAGCGCCCAUGCUCAAUCGGAAGUCAAGACGCCGUCGUUCCGCUUCCUGGAGAUAAGGAACUGCAGGAUCUGGUACAGUACCCAUGUGAGGAAAGUUGGGCACUGAAUAAUUUGGAUUUCACGUUAUUGGACAACUGCAUGUGGGGUAGCUUGGGUACGGGCACCGAGACUGCUUAG